AUGAUGAAGAGACAGUUGCAUCGCAUGCGGCAGCUGGCCCAGACGGGCACCCUGGGGCGCACCCCGGAGACUGCCGAGUUCCUGGGUGAGGACCUGCUGCAGGUGGAGCAGCGGCUGGAGCCAGCCAAACGAGCCGCCCACAAUGUCCACAAACGGCUGCAGGCUUGUCUGCAGGGCCAGAGCGGGGCAGACAUGGACAAACGGGUGAAGAAACUGCCCCUCAUGGCUCUGUCCGCCACGAUGGCCGAGAGCUUCAAGGAGCUGGACCCUGACUCUAGCAUGGGGAAGGCCUUGGAGAUGAGUUGUGCCAUUCAGAAUCAGCUGGCCUGCAUCGUGGCCGAGUUUGAGAUGGCCCUGGAGAAGGAUGUCCUACAGCCACUCAGCAGGCUGAGUGAGGAAGAGCUGCCAGCCAUCCUCAAGCACAAGAAAAGCCUGCAGAAAUUGGUGUCUGAUUGGAACACCCUCAAGAGCAGGCUCAGUCAGGUAGCCAAGAACUCAAGCGGUGGUCAAGCCCUAGGUAACAUGCCGGGCAGUUACAGCCACAACACCUCAGCCAACAAGGUGGAAAUGUUGAAGGAGGAGGAGGAAGAACUGAAGAGGAAAGUGGAGCAGUGCAAGGAUGAGUACUUGGCCGACCUGUAUCACUUUGCCACCAAGGAAGACACCUAUGCCAAUUAUUUCAUCCAAAUCCUGGAGAUUCAAGCUGAUUACCACCGCAAGUCCCUAAACUCGUUGGACACAGCCCUGACUGAGCUGAGGGAGAACCAUCGCCAAAUGGACCCCUCCCCCUCGAUGACGGCCGCCCCCUUCUCCAGGGUGUAUGGGGUGUCGUUGGGAACGCACCUGCAGGAGCUGGGCAGAGAGAUUGCCCUGCCCAUCGAGGCCUGUGUCAUGAUGCUGCUGUCUGAGGGCAUGAAGGAAGAGGGCCUCUUCCGCCUGGCCCCUGGGGCCUCCGUGCUGAAGCGCCUCAAGCAGACAAUGGCCUUGGACCCUGGCAGCCUAGAGGAAUUCUGCUCUGAUCACCACGCUGUCGCAGGUGCCCUUAAGUCCUAUCUACGGGAGCUGCCAGAACCCCUGAUGACCUUUAACCUCUAUGACGAUUGGAUGAGGGCAGCCAGCCUGAAGGAGCCGGUGGCCCGGUUGGAAGCUCUCCAAGAAGUGUGCAGUCGCUUGCCCCCAGAAAACCUCAGCAACCUCAGGUACUUGAUGAAGUUCUUGGCCCGGCUGGCUGAGGAGCAGGAGGUAAACAAGAUGACACCCAGCAACAUCGCCAUUGUCCUGGGGCCCAACCUGCUAUGGCCGCCGGAGAAAGAAGGGGACCAGGCUCAGCUGGAUGCGGCCUCGGUGUCUUCGAUCCAGGUGGUGGGCGUGGUCGAGGCUCUGAUCCAGAAUGCGGACACCCUCUUCCCUGAAGACAUCAACUUCAACAUGUCAGGCCUGUUCUCGAACCUCGCCCUCCAGGACAAGGGUGGAAACAGGCCGGCCUCGGAGGAGCUUCCAACCACAGCUGUGCCCACCCCGACCACUACUCCAGUUCUGGCUCCAACUCCAGCCCCAGCCCCAACCCCAACCCCAGUUUCAGUGGCUACCAAAGAAAGGACAGAGUCUGAGGCCCCUCCGAGACCAGCCUCCCCCAAGGUCAUCAGGAGCCCCCCAGAGGCAGCUGCCCCAGCAGAGGAUGUGACUCGGAAGGUCAAGCGCCCAGCGCCGGCCCGGCCCACCAUGCUGCCCCCUCAAGUCUCUAGCACUCGCUCCUCCCCUCCAGCCCCACCCGUACCCCCUGGUCCUGGCAGCCCUGGCACCCCCCGGGCUCUGCCCCGUCGGGCAGUUAACAGCACCCUCCGGGCCCCCACAGUACCACCCCCACUGCCCCCAAUGCCCCCCCAGCCAGCCCGGCGCCAGAGCCGGCUUUCAUCAGCCUCCCCUGGACCAGCUUCCCCUAGCCCCGGCUCUUCGAGCAUUCCUAUGCAGGGGGACGUGGGGGCAGCCACAGAGGAAAGGGGGGCCCCUGAGGCUGUAAGUAGGGUCACCUCUCCCUCAGCUGUCCCCCCUCAGCCACGACCUAGGAGCCUCACCUCAGAGACCGACUAA
This is a messenger RNA of Chrysochloris asiatica (Cape golden mole), 2091 nucleotides long. RefSeq names its product SH3-domain binding protein 1 (gene SH3BP1). Gene Ontology annotation, molecular function: protein binding; GTPase activator activity. Gene Ontology annotation, cellular component: intracellular anatomical structure; cytoplasm; cytosol. The record is from RefSeq and is a predicted model, not a curated record. The transcript has 18 exons. Gene Ontology annotation, biological process: positive regulation of GTPase activity; regulation of actin cytoskeleton organization; signal transduction. NCBI's taxonomy places the organism in Eukaryota, Metazoa, Chordata, Mammalia, Afrosoricida, Chrysochloridae. Bases 1 to 2091 code for a protein of 696 amino acids.